Messenger RNA from Amoebophrya sp. A120, 774 nucleotides. Lineage: Eukaryota; Dinophyceae; Syndiniales; Amoebophryaceae. The record is from the annotation of a GenBank genome assembly.
CGAUUCUCGGGCAGAAUAAAGAACAGGUAGAAGACGCAACUGCCGGAAUCGCACCGGUAGAAAGUAUAUUCCGUGCAAACUACACCACGUCCCCAUCCCAUAGUCAAAAUAGGAGAGUUUGCACGGCAAAUAAAUCCACCAGCUUUGGUUCUUUUGGAACUGACGCCUGACAAACUCGAGCAUGAAGCAUAGUCAGUGUGAGCUAGCUUAGCGUCAUCUUCAUAAAUCGAUCAUCUAACCCUGAUUAGAGCAUGACAGAUUUUUCGUCCGAGACUGCAUGGAAAAAUGCUACUCGUGGGGUUGUGCAUGAGCAACAUUGUUAUUGUAUGCAAAUGCAGAUGAUUUCUCGCAUGACAACUUUGGGGUGGGGACAUUUUUGCACAGGAUAGGGCACCAGAACGAUGGAGGAGGUGAGUGCUACCACGGGCCGACCCCUCGUCGCUGCAGAAAAAUAUACGCAUUGCAAAUAUUGUCGCGCACGUCCAAAGCGCAUCACUGGCACUGGCAAGGUGCGAUGGUUCUGUUGCGCGAACAAGUAGUUGUAGUUCGGCCUACCACUACAUCUUGUUUGUACCGCAGAACAAAAACAGAAGUGGCCUUGUCAGCAAAAGUUGUCGUCUUUGCGCGUGUGCGACGAGAGUUUUGCAAUUGAUAGAGCCGCCCGCGGACGACGGCGGCAGCGAGUAUCCGCGUCAGCAAAAACUCCCGUCCCUGCAGUCGACCACGGCCAACGUCGAAACGCAUAGCAAGGAGUCGGGCGGAGAAGGAGCGCCC